AUGGCCAGCAUGGCAGUGCAACUCCUGGGCUUCUUCCUGGGUCUCCUGGGCGUGUUCGGGACUCUCAUUGCCACUGUCCUGCCCCACUGGCGCCGCACAGCCUACAUGGGGUCCAACAUCAUCACAGCCACGGCUUACAUGAAGGGGCUGUGGAUGGAGUGCGUGUGGCACAGCACGGGCAUUUAUCAGUGUGAGAUACACCGCUCGCUGCUGGCGCUGCCCCCAGACCUGCAGGCCGCCCGGGCGCUCAUGGUGAUCUCCUGCGUCGCUUCCGCCCUGGCCACCGCCAUUUCCGCCGUGGGCAUGAAGUGCACCCGCUGUGCCCGCCGCUCCCCUACCAAGAGCGCUCUGGCGGUGGGCGGAGGGGUCUGCUUCAUCGCCGCGGGUCUGCUCUGCCUGGUGACCGUUUCCUGGACCACCAACGAUGUCAUCCGGGACUUCUACAACCCCAUGCUACCCAGCAGCAUGAAGUAUGAGAUCGGGCAGGCAGUCUAUGUGGGGUUCGCCUCCGCCGGCCUCAGCAUCACUGGGGGGGCCGUGCUCUGCCUGUCCUGUGAAGACUCCCGGCAACGUCCCCCCUACCGUCUGCCGGCCAACAAUGCCUUGCAGCGACCUGCCCCUCCUUACCACCCCCCUGCAGCCUACAAAGGCAACCGUACCCCCUCCCGCUCCUCAGCCUCCAGUAAUGGGUACAGACUCAAUGACUAUGUGUGA
Messenger RNA from Megalops cyprinoides (Indo-Pacific tarpon), 714 nucleotides. RefSeq names its product claudin-14-like. Gene Ontology annotation, biological process: cell adhesion; bicellular tight junction assembly. Gene Ontology annotation, molecular function: structural molecule activity. Lineage: Eukaryota; Metazoa; Chordata; Actinopteri; Elopiformes; Megalopidae. Gene Ontology annotation, cellular component: plasma membrane; bicellular tight junction. The record is from RefSeq and is a predicted model, not a curated record. Bases 1 to 714 code for a protein of 237 amino acids. The transcript has a single exon.